GCAAUGGGGGCUAGGUGGACAACAUGUGGAAUCCAGUGUUCUUGUUUCCCACUUUUGAUUCUUGUUCUAGCUCAUGGGUGUUCUUCCCUGAAUCUCGAGGGAUUGGCAUUGUUGGAUUUUCAAGCAAGAGUUUCUCAUGAUCCAUAUGGGGCCUUUGUGAGUUGGGAUGUCGAGGACCAUAAUCCGUGCUCAUGGUCUCAUGUUCACUGUGUCUUUGGUCAUGUGCAAGCGCUUGAUCUCAAAGGGCUAUCUUUGGAAGGUGUCCUUGCACCCGAGUUAGGGAAUCUCACUCACUUGAGACGUCUCAUCCUCUCAGAUAACCAUUUUUCUGGAGUUCUUCCCAAGGAGCUUGGUGAGCUCAAUAGAUUGGAGGUACUGGACUUGAGGGAUAAUAACUUGAUUGGAAGUAUUCCACCAGAGAUAGGAAGGAUGCAAUCACUAACAUUUUUGUUACUUUAUAACAACAAUCUUGAAGGAACCAUUCCCCCGGAAAUCGAGAGCCUCAAUUUGCUCUACGAGUUGCAAUACAAUCAUAACUUCACAUUCGGUGUAACAGAUGCAAUUGGAAAUUUAAACAGGAAACUCGGGCGCUGUAUCUGGCAGGGCGGUUCUAAUCAUCUUAGGAAUACAGAUUCUCUUCUAUCCCCAUUUAAAGAAACUGUUAUAAAUUACCUCAAGCCGUUCCAACCGUUUAGCAAGGGCAUUUUAGACAAUUCGUAUGCUAAUGAAGAAAUUCGAAAUGUACACAUUGAUGGAACCCUUACAAGCCGUAAGCUAGCCGAGGAGCCUGCAAAUCUAGUAUCUGCAUCUUCUUCUCGGGAUAAGGAAAAGAUUAAAAUCUCAGAUAGCCCAUCUGGAUCACCUGGAACUCCCACGUCAGAAAGUGAAAGUAAUUCAGAUUUGUUGAAGAUCAUGAUUGGAGUAUCUUGUGGAGCUUUCCUACUAAUCACUGCUCUAGCUCUAUUUCUCUACAGAAGAUUUUCAGUUGUGAAGACCAUGGGUCCAUGGAGGCCUGGGCUUAGUAAACAACUGCAGAAAGCAUUUGUUACUGGCAUUCCUAAACUAGAUCGAGCAGAGCUAGAAACAGCAUGUGAGGAUUUCAGCAACAUUAUCGAGACAAUGACAGGUUGUACGCUAUAUAAAGGGACAUUAUCAAAUGGAGUUGAGAUUUGCGUUGCUUCAACGACCAUCACUACACUCAAGGAUUGGUCAAAACAUGCAGAAAAAGAGUUUCACAAGAAGAUUGACACGUUAUCACGCGUGAACCACAAAAACUUUGUUAACCUUAUUGGUUAUUGUGAAGAGGAUGAACCAUUUGCUAGAAUGAUGGUAUUUGAGUACGCUCCAAGUGGCUCACUCUCGGAACAUCUACAUGUUCAAAUGCUUGAACAUCUUGACUGGAGUUCGAGGAUGAGAAUUAUUAUGGGAGUUGCAUAUUGUCUCCAGUGCCUGCAUGAGUUGAGUCCUCCUGUGGUGCAUAUACAUCUGAAUUCAAAAAUGAUCUAUUUAACCGAUGAUAAUGCUGCCAAAGUUGCAGAUAUGAGUUUUUGGAGAGAGUUUGAAUCGAAAGCGAAGAGACCAGAGGGAAAUGAGUCUAUGCAGCGAUCGCCUGCUGAUAAGGAGACAAACAUAUACAGCUUCGGUGUUUUUUUGCUUGAAAUCAUAUCUGGGAAGCAUCCUUAUUCGGACAAACAAGAGCCUCUUGUAACUUGGGCCAAAGAUUUUCUUACCAACAAGCAAAACAUCAACCAUAUAAUUGAUCCAAGAUUAAAGUCUUUCAAGCAGAACGAACUUGAGGUUGUGUGCAAAAUCAUUCAAGAUUGCAUCCAAAAGGAUGCUAGCAAGAGACCAACAAUAAACGAAAUAGUUCCAAAACUUCGGGAAGUUCUCAUGAUUUCACCCGAGCAAGCAACCCCUAGACUCUCUCCACUCUGGUGGGCUGAACUCGAGCUUCUAUCAGAAGAAUCAUCAUAA
Messenger RNA from Cynara cardunculus var. scolymus (artichoke), 1974 nucleotides. Its product is annotated as protein MALE DISCOVERER 1-like. Gene Ontology annotation, molecular function: protein binding; ATP binding; protein kinase activity. Gene Ontology annotation, biological process: protein phosphorylation. Lineage: Eukaryota; Viridiplantae; Streptophyta; Magnoliopsida; Asterales; Asteraceae. The record is from RefSeq and is a predicted model, not a curated record. Bases 4 to 1974 code for a protein of 656 amino acids. The transcript is spliced from 14 exons.